CAGUGCCAGUACACAGCGGUGACAUUCCCAGGACACAGCGGUGACAUUCCCAGGACACAGCAGUGACAUUCCCAGGACACAGUGACAUUCCCAGGACACAGCAGUGACAUUCCCAGGACACAGCAGUGACAUUCCCAGGACACAGUGACAUUCCCAGGACACAGCGGUGACAUUCCCAGGACACAGCAGUGACAUUCCCAGGACACAGUGGUGACAUUCCCAGGACACAGCAGUGACAUUCCCAGCCCCAGCAGUGGCCGGUGGCCAUGCGCUGUGGGUGGCUGUGGCUGCUGCUGGCGCUGCUGGCCGGGCUCUGGGCACGGCCGGGCCGGGCCGGGCACUGCCAGGACGGGCGGCUCAGGCUGGGCUGGGGCGGCGGCACCAAGUGCUGCCCCCACUGCAGCUGGGAGCCAGGAAACCCCGAGCCCUGCGAGGCGGCGCCGGACCCCGACUGCAAAUGUCCCCAAGGCUACGGCUGCGCCGACGAGGCCUGCCAGUUCUGCCGGGAACUGCCGCGGUGUGAGCCGGGAUGGGAGCCCAGCAGGAUCGGAACAGUGAAUUUCCAGUUCGGGUGCGAGCCCUGCCGGAACGGGAGCUAUUCCAGCAGCAGGAACAGCUGGUGCCGCAACUGGACUGACUGUGAGAGCAGCGGGUUCGUCAUGCUCCGAGCAGGGAACAGCACCCACAACUCCGUGUGCAGCUUACCUGUCAGAGCCCUGGAGCCAGCUCGGAUUCCCCUGGAAUUCUCCUCUGGCUCUGUCCUGGCCGUCCUGGCGGCCGCGGCCGUGUUCGUGCUGGUCCUGCUCACAUUCCUGCUGCACUUCUGCAUCUGGAGCCUCCGCCGGGAUAAAACAUUCCCGCCCGGAGAUCCAGGACACAACUUCCCGCGGGCGCUGCCGCAGCUCCCGCUCCACGGGGAGGAAUCCCACAGCAUCCAAUUCCCAGAGGAGGAGCGCGGGGACAAAACGGCCGAGGAAAAGCUUUCCAUCCUCUCCCUGAAAAUCUACAGCGAGCUCAGCUAACGGAUCCCUCCCGGGAUCACCGGGAAUGCGGGGCCGAGCCAGGCUUCCCAAAAAAACAAAAAAGCGGGAAUGGGAUGGGGUGUGAAGCAUCGUUUCUCUGUAGGAAAAGGAGUGGAUUUAGGGCAAGUUUGGCUUUGUUUUUCCCAAAAAAAUGGGAAUUUAGGGAUAAAAUCCUGCUGAUUCAGGCUGGUGUUGAUUCAGGAGGAGAUCAGUGGGAUUUCCUGGGAUAUCCCGGAUUUCCAGGAUCGGGAAUAGUGGCCGCGUCUCCUGGUUUUCCCUCGGCUUUCCCGAUUCUUCAUUCCCAACCUCAUUCCAGCCUCUCCCAAUCCCAUUCCUGUUCCCACCCAAAGAUUCCCUCGGGAAGCUCCUGCUGUGCUGCCAGGGAUUUUCCUGUGCAGGUUCUUCCAAGGAAAAUUGGGAAAAGGGCGAGUGAAGCUCAUGCAGGGAAUGGUCAGAGCUCCAGAAAAAUGGAGGGAAUGGGAAAAAAAUCCUGGAAAACGCUCUCAAGUGGGAUUUUGGGAUUUCUGAUCCUUGUGGGACCCUUCCCACUUAGGAUAUUCCAUUAUUUUAUGAUGAAUUCCAGCAGAUUUUGAGAUGCCGACAUCUGUGUCGAAAAUUAUGAAUCAUUAUGGAUCAUUAGAGUUAAUUAGGGAUAAUCCAGAAUGAGUUUCUCAUGUCUUUGGUGGUUAUUCAGUGGAAAUCCAUGGAAAUUCCUGGGAUUUCAGGGGGUUUCAAUCCGUGCACAUGGAUUUAAAGCUCUCCUGGAUGAUCCUUGGAUUUUGGAUCAACUCCAGAGAGCCCGGCUGGGAAAUCUGGGAAUGUUCUCCUGGAGCAGGAUUGGGAUAAGGGAUGGAGGGACAGGACAAUGGGAACGGCUUCCCACUGGAAAGGGGCAGGGUUGGAUCGGAAAUCCGGGAGAAAUCCCACCCUGGGAGAUUCCAGAGGUUCCCGGGGAGUUCCAGCAGGUGCUGCUGUUUCCCUGGAUUUGGGGUUGGGAUCACAGCUGGGAAUUCCUGCAGGAACAGAGGCCCCAAAAGCUGGGCUGGGAAGUUUCAGGUUCCCUGGGAAAAUCUGGGAAAUUCCAAAGAAAAACUCGGGAAAUUCCAAAGGAAAACUCCUUUUAGCAAAACUUUUUUUGCUUUUGGGAUUUGGAUUUUCUUUGGCUUUCACCUCCAGCGUCAUUCCCAAAUUAUCCCGAGGAAGCUGAGCCUUCUCCCCUUUGGAUUUUUAUCCCAAUCCUGGAGAGGAUGGAGCCACCCUGGAAAACCUGGCCAAGGAAAAAAUCCCAUUUUUGGGGCUGGAAUUCAAAUUCCUCCCUCCAGGAGAAGAGGAUCCGGAUACAGGAAUGGGAACAAGAUCCCAACAAAAGCCCCAAAAUUCCAUCCAAACCCCGGCUUUGUUUUCCCCUUUUCCCAACCCUUUGGAAGCUGAGUGGCAGCAGAGGGAGCUCCUGGAAAAGCAAAUUCCAGAGGGAACAGCCAGAGAGGGGAGGGAAUUCAAGACUGACCAAUAUCUCCUGGAUAAUUCCCUGGAUUUGUGCUGGACUUUUCCCACAUUUCCUGGCUUUUCCCACAUUUCCUGCCCGUCCCCCACCUGCUCCGCUCUGCUCUGGAAUCGAGGAAUAAAGGAGAGGAAUUUGUGAA
Molecule: messenger RNA, 2665 nt
Organism: Poecile atricapillus (Black-capped chickadee)
Lineage: Eukaryota; Metazoa; Chordata; Aves; Passeriformes; Paridae
Gene: TNFRSF18
Product: TNF receptor superfamily member 18
Exons: 6
Coding region: 267-1022 (251 amino acids)
Biological process (GO): positive regulation of cell adhesion
Cellular component (GO): external side of plasma membrane
Molecular function (GO): protein binding
Source: RefSeq, a predicted model, not a curated record